Rattus rattus (black rat) is the source of this 2725-nucleotide messenger RNA. RefSeq names its product dentin matrix acidic phosphoprotein 1 (gene Dmp1). Gene Ontology annotation, molecular function: extracellular matrix binding. Gene Ontology annotation, cellular component: extracellular matrix. The record is from RefSeq and is a predicted model, not a curated record. Gene Ontology annotation, biological process: ossification; extracellular matrix organization. Lineage: Eukaryota; Metazoa; Chordata; Mammalia; Rodentia; Muridae. The transcript has 5 exons. Bases 121 to 1590 code for a protein of 489 amino acids.
UUCUGAGCAGCAGCUGGAGAGUGGCCUCUCUGAGAUCCCUCUGGGAGAACCUGACGGAGCUUUUGACCCAGUCGGAAGAGACCUUGGGAGCCAGAGAAGGUGGAGGAAUCGCAUCCCAAUAUGAAGACUGUUAUCCUCCUUACGUUCCUCUGGGGGCUGUCCUGUGCUCUCCCUGUCGCCAGAUACCAAAAUACUGAAUCUGAAAGCUCUGAAGAGAGGACGGGCAAUUUGGCUCAGUCACCGCCACCACCCAUAGCAAAUAGUGACCACACGGACAGCAGUGAGUCUGGAGAGGAGCUGGGCUCCGACAGAAGCCAGUAUAGACCGGCUGGUGGUCUCUCUAAGAGUGCCGGGAUGGACGCCGAUAAGGAGGAGGAUGAAGACGACAGUGGAGAUGACACCUUUGGAGACGAAGACAAUGGCCCAGGCCCGGAAGAAAGACAGUGGGGAGGACCCUCCAGACUGGACAGUGACGAGGACUCGGCAGACACCACACAGUCCAGUGAAGACAGCACCUCUCAAGAAAACAGUGCCCAAGAUACCCCCAGUGACAGCAAGGACCACGACAGUGACGAGGCAGACAGCCGGCCUGAGGCAGGCGACUCCACUCAGGACAGUGAGAGUGAGGAAUAUCGGGUAGGAGGUGGCAGCGAGGGGGAGAGUAGCCACGGGGACGGCUCUGAGUUCGAUGAUGAGGGGAUGCAGAGCGAUGAUCCCGGGAGCACCAGGAGCGAUCGAGGCCAUACCCGAAUGAGCAGCGCUGGUAUCAGGUCGGAAGAAUCUAAAGGGGAUCACGAGCCCACGAGCACUCAGGAUUCAGAUGACAGCCAGGAUGUGGAAUUUUCAAGCAGGAAAUCCUUCAGAAGGUCCCGGGUCUCUGAGGAAGACGACAGAGGUGAGCUCGCUGACAGCAACAGCAGGGAAACCCAGAGCGACUCCACAGAGGAUUUCCGCUCCAAGGAGGAAAGCAGGAGCGAGACUGAGGAGGACACAGCCGAGACCCAGUCCCAGGAAGAUAGCCCAGAGGGACAAGACCCCAGCAGUGAGUCCAGCGAAGAGGCUGGGGAGCCAUCCCAGGAAAGCAGCAGCGAGUCUCAGGAAGGGGUGGCCAGUGAGUCCAGGGGUGACAACCCAGAUAACACAAGCCAGACAGGAGACCAAAGAGACAGUGAGUCCAGUGAGGAGGACAGACUGAACACAUUCUCCAGCUCAGAAAGUCAGUCCACCGAGGAGCAAGCUGACAGCGAGUCUAAUGAGAGCCUCAGCCUCUCAGAGGAGAGUCAGGAGUCGGCCCAGGAUGAGGACAGUUCCAGCCAGGAAGGCCUCCAGUCUCAGAGCGCAUCAAGGGAGAGCAGGAGUCAGGAGAGCCAGUCUGAGCAGGACAGCCGUUCUGAGGAAAACAGGGACAGUGACUCUCAGGACAGUAGCCUAUCCAAAGAAGAGAGCAACUCGACGGGGAGCACUUCCAGCAGCGAGGAGGACAACCACCCCAAAAACAUGGAAGUUGACAAUAGGAAACUAAUAGUUGACGCUUACCACAACAAACCUAUCGGGGACCAAGAUGACAAUGAUUGCCAAGAUGGCUACUAGCAUUAGCUUCUCUAAGAAAUGGCUCUCACAGGACAGAGUCUUGGGGGCCCCAAGAGUAAAGUUCACUACAAGUAUAAUUUAUUGAUGUUUUGGUCAGAAGUAAAACGGCCAGGGGGGAUUGUUUUGUUUGUUUGACUUUUUUUUUUUAAUUUUGUUUUUUGUUUGUUUGUUUGUUUUUUCCUGUGAGGAAUUGUUGGACAUGACACUCUUUUCUAGAGUGUCUCCCACUCCUUAGAGGCUUGCAUGUGGGAUGACGUCAGAGCACGCCCAGUGAGGAAUCAUGCGCAUAGCAGCUUCACAGAUGCCGUAGUCCCUGGUUCACCAACCCGACAGUUACUGAGAUUCUGUUACAUACCAGUCACAGCACUGGGGUGGGGUGGCUGCUUCAGGCUGGGUCUUGCUCCCGAGGAGCUUGCCCCAAGCAGACACUCAAAUGUAACACAUUAAACGAUACAAACAAUGGAGGCCCUAUUGCAGUGAGUUUGGGUUACAAGGCUUUGGGUCCCGGAGGGUAAGAAAUUACUUCAACCAGCCCCUGCCACGGCUGAGGUGUGUACAGACAGGGAAUGGGAGCGAGACAGGGAGUGACCAGCUUCGCUUUGGAGAAUCAGAGGUUCCACAAGUAGCAAAGCCUGGAGAUUGAGGGUUACAUAGGAUUUCUCCAUUGAAGACAAUAUAAUUCUAUUUAUUCUUGAGAUAAACAGUAUUACAUCUUAUGCAAUUAAAUAUUUAGUAUGGAAAGGCAUUCUGAAAUGAGACGGCACAAUGGGAUAACUUGGAUAACAUUUUUUUUUUCCCAAUUAAUUUGCCCUAUUGAGUGCUUUUGUGGGCCUUCUGUAAACAUUGCCUCAAUGAUGACAAGGAGGAGGAGGAAAAUUUGGUGGGGAGAUGGGAGAAAAAAUAAUUGAAAAACGAUGUAUAGCUUUAUUUUUUCCAGAUUAUUUAUGUGCAGUGCAAGCACCAUCCCCGAGUCCUUUCCAUGUGUUGCACAUAGCAUAAUUCUGUACAUAGAGCCUGGCCGCUUUGUUGUCGUUUCUUCCACUUUUAUUACUUUCCUUUUCCUUUUGUCAAGUGCCAUUGAAGUGUUACCUCAUGAAAAAUAUUUGUUUUGUAAUAAAGAUAAUAAUUCCCAGAG